Molecule: messenger RNA, 2113 nt
Organism: Coccidioides immitis RS
Lineage: Eukaryota; Fungi; Ascomycota; Eurotiomycetes; Onygenales; Onygenaceae
Product: splicing factor 3b subunit 4
Exons: 3
Coding region: 130-1173 (347 amino acids)
Biological process (GO): positive regulation of mRNA splicing, via spliceosome
Cellular component (GO): U12-type spliceosomal complex; nucleolus
Molecular function (GO): RNA binding
Source: RefSeq, a predicted model, not a curated record
CUGAGGAGUUCGCAACUUGAGAUUGAAUACUGUUAAUCAGGAGCUGACAUAUUUUCAGUACCGCCUUACUAAUUAUCGUUUUCCUUGUUGUAAUAAUAAUAUUUUCAUCUGCGAUCUAUCUGAUUCGCGAUGUCGGGGGCAAGGCAUUGGGAGCAGGACAAAGAGGCGACGGUAUACGUUGGAAAUCUAGACGAGCGCGUGACAGACAGCCUAGUAUGGGAGCUAAUGCUUCAAGCCGGCCGCAUUGUUAACGUCCAUCUCCCGAAAGACCGAGUUACCCAAACACAUCAAGGGUAUGGUUUCGUCGAGUUUAUCAGCGAAGAAGACGCUGAAUAUGCGUCGCGCAUUAUGAAUCAGGUGCGCCUUUAUGGUAAACCGAUUCGAGUCAAUAAGGCGUCUGCGGACAAACUGAAGGCCAUUGAAGUCGGCGCGGAGCUUUUCGUCGGGAAUUUGGACCCGAUGGUUACAGAGCAGGUUUUAUACGAUACUUUUAGCAGAUUUGGGCCUUUAAUAUCAAUGCCAAAGGUCGCUCGGGAUGAUGCAAAUCUCUCAAAGGGCUACGGAUUCGUUUCGUUCGCUAAUUUCGAGGCGUCCGACGAUGCUAUUGCUAAUAUGAACGGACAAUAUCUUAUGAACAAGGAGAUAUCUGUUCAGUAUGCUUACAAGAAAGAUGGAAAGGGAGAGCGACACGGAGACCAAGCAGAGAGAAUGCUCGCCGCCCAAGCCCGCAAGCACAAUGUCCAGCCACAAACUCAAGUUUUACCACCCCACGUACCAGGCGGGCAUGCACCGCCGAUGGCUCCUACACCAGCUGUGAAUGGAGAUAUAAGCCGCCCCGUCAGCACAGGCCCGCCAGAUUUUGGAGCUGGGAGAGGCGUUCCUGUGCCCAAUGCGCCAUAUGGGAAUAUGCCGCCUCAACCACCUCACCGGCCCGCCCCUCCACCACAACCCCUUACGGCACCAUUAGGCACGCCGCCUGCUGGGCUACCCGCUCGGCCUCCACCGUCUCAAGCCGGCUAUGGCGGGCCAUCUCCAGGUUUUGCUCCACCUCGGGGGUUUGGCCAGCCUGCUCCGCCUCCUGGGUUUGGCGCUCCUCCAGUUGGUACACAUGGUCCUCCGCCGGGACAAUUACCACCGGGAUUCCAGCAACCAGGGUAUGGAAGGGGUCGAUGAGAGGCUCAGCGAUGAUUCACAGCAUAAGUGUAAACAUUUUAAGGUCAUAUCGAACGUCUAAUGGGGAGCGAUAUCUGCCGCCUGCCGCCGAACCUUCAGCGCCUCAUUUCGCGGUUGAAUUUGCGAUUAAAUCGAGCAUACGGAGUAUGCAGCCAUGAGACAAGUCUGUUUUGCCACGUUGGAAGCGAAGCGUAUUGCGCGAGAUGAAUGAAUCCACGGUAUCUCCAUUAGCAAGUAGGUUCAAAUACGCUGCAACAUGUGAUGUAGACUAAUAUAAUUAAAGGAGAUCGCGAGGGGAAAUUGGAUGAUAUAACAAAACAUUUCGGGCGACUGGAUUUGAGAACUAGCGCGGUCUCGGCGCAAAACGCUGCAAAGAGAUUGUGACAAUAGGAAAUAUACGAGGGAUGCAUAUCUCAUUAGUGUGAGGAGAUAUAGAGGCGCUCUCGAAUCGCAAACCAAGGAUGAAUCAAAGUGCAAAAGCAGCGCUUCACCAUUUCCUCUUCAGAUGCUAUAACCCGACCCAGGCCAAACCAUGUAGUGCACGCCGCCUUCCUCUCUCCCAAUCCGUUAAAUUGAUAUUUCAAAUAGCGAGAGACAUCGUAGAUCCCUCAUCACGAAAAUGAAACAAACUUGGGAUCUCUAGGCAUGCCAUCUGGUCCAAUAUUAUUUUUCGCGAACCGUCGCUCCAUAUAGAUCUUUCGAGCCUCGUUGAAAUCUACCCGUCUACUUUUCAUAAUUUUCAGAACUUCUCGUUUACCGCGCUCGUCUAGGCCGCCACGGUCAUCGCCUGCUUCUAUGUUUGACGCAAGGCUAAAAUCGGCGGAGGAAAGUCCUAAUUCGGCAUCGCCAUGGAACGUCGUUGGAAGGCGUUGGUAGAAAUAGUCUGGGACGGGCAGAAGAGGAAGCCACCGGUUACGAGUAAAAUAGAGAACUACUGUCA